AUGGCGCCGCAACAUGAGUCGCAUUGGUCUGUCGUCGACUUCAUCCACACAGGGUACUGGUGGAAUAAUCGGGGCAUCCUCCUGCUCAAUGUGUUCCUCCUCAUCCCCUUGAUGACGUCUGUAGUCAAUGGGCUAGAUUCAUCUCUAGUUAAUGGACUGCAGAUCUUGCCCGACUGGCAAAGAUACUUCAAUGAACCGAGAGGAAAGACGUUAGGUCUCCUCAACUCCGCACAGUUCCUUGGCAAUCUAAUAGCUCUCCCAUUCACACCCUUCGUGUCCGACAUCUUUGGGCGUCGAGCAGCGUUGUUCUUUGGUGGAGUAAUCAUGUGUGUCGGUGUAGCACUCCAGGCUGCCUCCUGGAGCGUGGCGCUAUUUAUUGGUGCUAGAUUCAUAAUUGGCUUCGGUCUCUCAUUUUGCCAGAACGCGUCCCCUCUUCUCCUCAUCGAACUUUCCUAUCCCACCCAGCGCGGUAAAAUCACGUCCAUGUUUAACUCGUGUUGGUACUUCGGGAGUAUCAUAUCAGCCUGGGUCUGUUACGGCGCUUUUGAUCACGCCUCUGGCAGUGAAUGGUCGUGGCGAGUGCCAACACUCGUCCAGGCGUUCUGCCCCGUCAUCCAGAUCGCAGUUGUCUGGUUCAUGCCCGAGUCUCCCAGAUGGCUUGUCUCCAAGGGAAUGGAAUCUCGGGCGGCAUCUGUUCUCGCAAAGUACCAUGCCCACGGGAGCGACGAGCGAGAUCCUCUCGUCAUGUUCGAAAUGGCUCAAAUCCGCCACGCGAUCCGGAUGGAGGAGGAUAUUAACAAGAGCACUUCCUAUUGGUCCCUCUUCCAGACGCCUGGAAACCGAAAGCGAAUGCGGAUUAUUUUGGGUAUUGCCGUCUUCUCUCAAUGGAGCGGUAACGGUCUUGUCUCGUACUACAUUGAUCUCGUCCUUGAAGGCGUUGGGGUCACGGAUACGAAGACGAAGGCCGUUAUUAACGGUUGUCUACAAAUCUUCAAUUUUGUCAUCGCUCUCGGUGCCGCCAUGCUGGUGGAUUUUGCUGGCCGUCGGCCUCUUUUCAUAGUCUCUAACUCGGGAAUGCUUGCAACCUUCUCUUGCUGGACAAUCACGACGGCGCUGUACAAAAACCUCAAAAAUGCUGCUGCUGCUAAGGCUACCGUUCCCCUCAUUUUUCUCUUUUACUUCUUCUACGAUCUGGCGUAUACACCAAUGCUCAUCGCCUACGCUCUUGAGAUUCUGCCUUUCCGGGUUCGCGCGAAGGGCUUCGCGAUCAUGAACCUAACUAUGAUGGCCACGGUUGCCUUCAAUCAAUUUGUCAAUCCAUGGGCGCUUGAUGCAAUUGAUUGGUGGUACUACGUAAUUUACUGCGGGUGGCUCGUCUUUGAGUUGACCUUCGUGUUUUUCUUCAUCGUCGAGACGAAGGGGCGUACACUCGAAGAAACAGCGGCCCUGUUCGACGGCGAGGAGCAACCCCGUGAUUUGGUGUCGAUGGCUGGUGAGGCUGCGCAAAUGUCCAUGAGAAUGAGCAGAGGCAUGGUGCUACCGGAGCAAGAGGUGUACGAGCGCAAGACGGUCGAAGACAGAAGGGAGGAAUACUACGAGAUGAAGAAGCGGUACCGCGACUCGGACGGCACGGCUUCGAGUACAGAAAUUCUUGGACGGGCGAUGUAA
Cyclocybe aegerita is the source of this 1668-nucleotide messenger RNA. Lineage: Eukaryota; Fungi; Basidiomycota; Agaricomycetes; Agaricales; Hemipholiotaceae. The record is from the annotation of a GenBank genome assembly.